AUGUGGUACAUCUGGAAAGCAAGGAACAACAAGUUGUUUAAUGGAGUGGAGGUGUCGUCAAUGGAAACAUUUCAGAAGGCAACUCAAGAAGGUGAUGAAUGGCUUGUAGCACAAGAAGUCACAAGCGCAGCAAAGAAAAGAGAGAGACCACAAUCGAGGGACCAGGAAGAGACAAGAAGUGUGCACCGUCCGAAAUGUCAAGUGGAUGCAUCUUGGGCACACAACCAAUCUUUUUUUGGUGGAGGUUUUAUCAUGGAGAUGAACGAUGAGAGAAUUUUCUCGGGUUCUUUAGGGCGACGGCAGGUCCACUCUCCUCUCCAUGCGGAGUUUAACAAAUUGAUGUGGGCAAUGUCGUACUCGCUUCGUUCGGGAUACAUUAAUAUGACUUUCGAAUCAGACUUCCUGCAAAUGGUUAAGCUGAUCGAAGAAAAAGAAGUUUGGCCAUUUUUGGCUUCGGAAUAG
Raphanus sativus (radish) is the source of this 462-nucleotide messenger RNA. RefSeq lists its product as uncharacterized. The transcript has a single exon. The record is from RefSeq and is a predicted model, not a curated record. Lineage: Eukaryota; Viridiplantae; Streptophyta; Magnoliopsida; Brassicales; Brassicaceae. The coding region runs from base 1 to 462 and encodes 153 amino acids. Gene Ontology annotation, molecular function: nucleic acid binding; RNA-DNA hybrid ribonuclease activity.